Messenger RNA from Chlorocebus sabaeus (green monkey), 5893 nucleotides. It is a transcript of the gene ISLR2, whose product is annotated as immunoglobulin superfamily containing leucine rich repeat 2. The record is from RefSeq and is a predicted model, not a curated record. Lineage: Eukaryota; Metazoa; Chordata; Mammalia; Primates; Cercopithecidae. Gene Ontology annotation, biological process: positive regulation of axon extension. Gene Ontology annotation, cellular component: cell surface. Gene Ontology annotation, molecular function: protein binding.
UGAGCCACCACGCCUGGCCAGUACUCUUAUUUAUGCCUUUUUUUCUUGAGGCACAGAGAGGUUAAAUAACUUGGCUAAGGACACACAGUCAGUACAUAAUGGAGUCUGAUGCUAGAACCUGCCCUCCUGACGACUACAUAGAGCCUGUACAAGGAAAGGCCGGAGGGGGAAUUACAAACUGGGCCUGGCUUCCCUGAGGGGUGAUCUUUCGACUGGAAAUUAGAAAAGGAAAGCAGCUUCUUGGAGGUGAGGGACUGGAGAGAACGUGUGUGUGCGCGCGCGCGCGCGCAGAAACUGAAAGAUGGAAAACAGUGAGUGUUCAGGGGCUUCUGGCUGGAGGGCAGCCGUGGGGAAGGUCUCCGCAGCCUUAACCGGCUGCUAUGGUGGGGAUGUUUGAUGCCCAUCUGGGCCCCGGCUUUCUUAUUCUCAGAGGCCCUUCCCACAUCUUUAGGCAAGUCCAUUAAAUCCUCUGCGUGCCACAUUAAAAUACAAGGGCAUAUAUACAACUCUGAGUGCAGUUGCAACAGAAUCGUUUACACAAUAUUGCAUGUCCUAAACAUUCAAACAUCGAUUUCUUCCAAUUUUGCCGUUUCCUUUUGCACCUCUUAGCGCCAAUAGAUUUUUUUUCAGAUCUCAGAUAUUUAUUUUAAUAGGCCCCUGAGAGAGUCAUCAGACUCAGAGAGAAGGGAGAAUGGGAGAGGUGUGUAAGCAGCUUUCGUGCCAGGGACUAGUCGUUCAAGAAUUAGGAGACGCCCUGGGCACUGGAAACACUACGCAGAGCGAAGUAGGGACCGCGCCUGUGUUGUGUAGGGGGUCAGAGGUUGCUGAUACCUGGGACAUAGACUGGGUGGGCACGGGAAGUAAAGCCUCGGGACUUUGGUUAAGCGCGCCCCACUGGAGUAUCGCGCCGCAGGACUGCAGAGCCGCGGGCAGCGCUCGCCUUGGUGCAGGGUUCCAGCCACAUCUUCCUCGCCGAGCCGGCACCCUCCGCCAUUGAUCCGCCUCUGCGCCUGGCAAGCGGUGUCCAGCAGGGGGCGCGCGCGGAGCAGGCUUGGGCCCCAGGAAGAGCGCGCGGAGCAGGCUUGAACCCCAGGAACAGCGCGCGGACGGAGUCGCUGCAGCAAGUCCCCAGAUCCAACGGGUGUCAGUCCUCCCCACCAUCCCGACGCUCCGGAUUCACAACGUUGAAGUUAAGGGUCGAUCCGCAAACAGUGGCCAGGGGCUCCAGCUCUCCAUUCCUGGGUCUAUCUGGGGUCGGCCCCAGCCUGGUUAGAAGCCUUAGUCUGGAUUCGGCAGAUUCUGAAUCUGGGACCCUCUGCGCUCCCGGCUUGGAACCUUGUCACCCUCCCCUCCUCCACCCCUACUUCCACACACCUGAUUAGUUGACUGUUUCUUUAACGAUCAAAGACGUGGGCGGCGGCGGGGUGAGGUCUUGGUUCCCUGCUACCCAGCCCUCCCGUAACUGUGUCUUUAUUAACGUUAUAAACAUUAGACCCGCUUCUGCGCACCGGGCGGCGCCGGACGAGGUGCGCGCAGUCUUCUAGCUGAGCUCGGAGGCAGAUCCAGAAGUCGCGGCUCCCACCCCAGGCCUCGGCGGACUCUGCCUGGGGCGACUCGGGCUCCAGCCCUGCCCGGGCGGGCACUGCGCUCUCCAGGCUCGAAGGCAGGGGGCGUAAAAGCGGCUUGCAUUCAAUUAGCAGUGAAGCUCGCGGGCGCUGGCGGGACAGGCGCGUGAGGCCACAACACAUGCGAGUAUCUUCCUUGGGCUAUGUUUCCUGCUCUGCCACACCGGGUCUGGAGAAGGGGGUUCAGCCCUAGGACAUUUACUGAGAGUCGGCGAAUAUUGGGAGCCGUGAUGUUCCCCCUUCGGGCCCUGUGGUUGGUCUGGGCGCUUCUAGGAGGGGCUGGAGCAUGCCCUGAGCCGUGCGCCUGCGUGGACAAGUACGCUCACCAGUUCGCGGACUGCGCUUACAAAGAGUUGCGCGAGGUGCCGGAAGGACUGCCUGCCAACGUGACCACGCUUAGUCUGUCCGCGAACAAGAUCACCGUGCUGCGGCGCGGGGCCUUCGCCGACGUCACACAGGUCACGUCGCUGUGGCUGGCUCACAAUGAGGUGCGCACCGUGGAGCCAGGCGCACUGGCAGUGCUGAGUCAGCUCAAGAACCUCGACCUGAGCCACAACUUCAUAUCCAGCUUUCCGUGGAGCGACCUGCGCAACCUGAGCGCGCUGCAGCUGCUCAAAAUGAACCACAACCGCCUGGGCUCUCUGCCCCGGGACGCACUGGGUGCGCUACCCGACCUGCGUUCCCUGCGCAUCAACAACAACCGGCUGCGUACACUGGCCCCCGGCACCUUCGACGCGCUCAGCGCGCUGUCGCACCUGCAACUCUAUCACAAUCCCUUCCACUGCGGCUGUGGCCUUGUGUGGCUGCAGGCCUGGGCCGCGAGCACCCGGGUGUCCUUACCCGAGCCCGACUCCAUUGCUUGUGCGUCACCUCCCGCGCUGCAGGGGGUGCCAGUGUACCGCCUGCCCGCCCUGCCCUGUGCACCGCCGAGCGUGCAUCUGAGUGCCGAGCCACCGCUUGAGGCACCGAGCACCCCACUGCGCGCGGGACUGGCGUUCAUGUUACACUGCAUCGCCGACGGCCACCCCACACCCCGCCUGCAAUGGCAACUUCAGAUCCCCGGUGGCACCGUAGUCUUAGAGCCACCAGUUCUGAGCGGGGAGGACGAUGGGGUUGGGACGGAGGAAGGAGAGGGAGAAGGAGAUGGGGACUUGCUGACGCAGACCCAAGCCCCAACGCCGAUUCCCGCACCCGCUUGGCCCGCGCCCCCAGCCACACCGCGCUUCCUGGCCCUCGCAAACGGCUCCCUGUUGGUCCCCCUCCUGAGUGCCAAGGAGGCGGGCGUCUACACUUGCCGUGCACACAAUGAGCUGGGCACCAACUCUACGUCAGUACGUGUGGCGGUGGCAGCAACCGGGCCCCCAAAACACGCGCCUGGCGCCGGGGGAGAACCCGACGGGCAGGCCCCGACCUCUGAGCGCAAGUCCACAGGCAAGGGCCGGGGCAACAGCGUCCUGCCUUCCAAACCCGAGGGCAAAAUCAAAGGCCAAGGCCUGGCCAAGGUCAGCAUUCUCGGGGAGACCGAGACGGAGCCGGAGGAGGACACAGGUGAGGGAGAGGAGGCCGAAGACCAGAUCCUCGCGGACCCGGCGGAGGAGCAGCGCUGUGGCAACGGGGAUCCCUCUCGGUACGUUUCUAACCACGCGUUCAACCAGAGCGCAGAGCUCAAGCCGCACGUCUUCGAGCUGGGCGUCAUCGCGCUGGAUGUGGCGGAGCGCGAGGCGCGGGUGCAGCUGACGCCGCUGGCUGCGCGCUGGGGCCCUGGGCCCGGCGGGGCUGGCGGAGACCGGCGACCCGGGCGGCGACCCCUGCGCCUACUCUAUCUGUGUCCAGCGGGGGGCGGGGCGGCCGUGCAGUGGUCCCGCGUAGAGGAAGGCGUCAACGCCUACUGGUUUCGAGGCCUGCGGCCGGGUACCAACUACUCCGUCUGCCUGGCGCUGGCGGGCGAAGCCUGCCACGUGCAAGUGGUGUUUUCCACCAAGAAGGAGCUCCCAUCGCUGCUGGUCAUCGUGGCAGUUAGCGUAUUCCUCCUGGUGCUGGCCACAGUGCCCCUUCUGGGCGCCGCCUGCUGCCAUCUGCUGGCUAAACACCCAGGCAAGCCCUACCGUCUGAUCCUGCGGCCUCAGGCCCCUGACCCUAUGGAGAAGCGCAUCGCCGCGGACUUCGACCCGCGUGCUUCCUACCUCGAGUCCGAGAAAAGCUACCCGGCAGGCGGCGAGGCGGGCGGCGAGGAACCAGAGGACGCACAGGGGGAGGGCCUUGAUGAAGACGCAGAGCCGGGAGACCCAAGUGGGGACCUGCAGAGAGAAGAGAGCCUGGCGGCCUGCUCACUGGUGGAGUCCCAGUCCAAGGCCAACCAAGAGGAGUUCGAGGCGGGCUCUGAGUACAGCGAUCGGCUGCCCCUGGGCGCCGAGGCGGUCAACAUCGCCCAGGAGAUUAAUGGCAACUACAGGCAGACGGCAGGCUGAACCUCGGCCCGUCCGGCCCGCCCAUUCCCGACCUCCACCUAGGGUGCCUGGGAGCAGCAGUCUAGGGCUGGCAGGACUUAUGUCCCCCGUCCCCAACCUUCACCUACUCCUCCCCCUUACCACUUCGCAACCUUGACUACUAGGGACUUCUAGUAGGGAGUGGGCCGAUUUCACCAGUCCCGGCUACCCACGGCUGCCAUUCUCCCUGCGGGCUGAAUCCCCUUACCCGCGAAGCACAGUGUUUCUCUUACCCAUGCAAGACUCCACCCGCAGACGAUGGGCGAUAUCUAUGUCCCUCCAUUCCCAUCGCGAUUAUCUGCGAAAUCCGCCCCGCAGCCCGCCCCACUGUGGGCUCUAGAGCCAGAAGAAACGAGCGAAGACGUUGGAAACCUCACGGUAACGCCGUGGUUUCGGGGCCAGCCCGGGCCAGUGGAGUGCUGUGGGGUCGCACUUCGACCUCCCCCUCCCCCUUCCUUCCUUCCUUCCUUUGUUUUUCCUUUUUUUUUUUUUUUUUUUUUUUUUUUUGUGACGGAGUCUCGGGUCUGUCGCCAGGCUGGAGUGCAGUGGCGCGAUCUCGGCUCACUGCAACCUCCGCCUCCCAGGUUCAAGCGAUUCUCCUGUCUCAGCCUGCCGAGUAGCAGGGACUACAGGCGCGCGCCACCACGCCCAGAUAAUUUUUUCUAUUUUUAGUAGAGACGGAGUUUCACCAUGUUGGCCAGGAUGGUCUGCAUCUCUUGACCUCAGGUGAUCCAUCCGCCUCGGCCUCUCAAAGUGCUGGGAUUACAGGCGUGAGCCACUGCACCGGCCCCUCCUCCCUUUCAAUCCCUACACCCAGAAGCCGGGAUUCGUGGCAACCCCUAAUUUUUAGUUCCAAAGCCACCUCCCGGCAGGGAACCAAAUCCUUCUGUCCUCCCACCCCCACCCCACUUCUGGCCUGUUGGAGUCCAGCCCGGUGCCUGGGGCGCCUUUCAGCUCCGCGCUCAGAUUUUCCUGUUUUCGUUGUUUUCAAAGACAGCGACAUUUCGGGUCUGGUGCUAACACCCCCUUCCCAGCCUCUGGGAAAAUCGGGUGUGUGUGUCGGGGGGUAGGGAGGGAAUGCGUUUUCUGUUGUCUCUCUCCUAACUUAAAGCGCCGCAGGACCGCGCGCCUCUUGGCGGCUGAGCGCGUGGACUUGGUCCCGGGCCAAUUUCGUUAUCCGUGUGUUGGGCUUUCCGGAGGUCUGUGCGCCCAACAGCGCCGCUCCCGUGGAUCCACCCGACCCAGACCCAGCUGGAAAGCGCCAGAGGCGGAGGAAGCUGACUGUGGCCUCCCGGGCCACGGCUCUCGGGAGUGCUCGCGCCCUAGUUCGCACAAAGCCUGCGCGUGACUGUGCGACUGUGAGGUGGGAUCCGGAUGGAGCCGAGCCCCUCUGUCCUCGCGUCUUGGUCCUCGCGUCGCCCCGCCCCUGCUUCGGCGGGAAUCGUUGUUUGCCCGGCGUGUAGUCCCUGACAACCGUGCCCUGUAGGAGAAAAGUCUGUGUCCUGUAAAGUGUGACCGUGUAGUGUAGGGGGGCGGGCGGGGGUGCAGAUGGGCGGGGAGGGAGGGGAGGGGAGGGGCGCGGCGCGGCGACUGGGGGCGGAGUUCUUUUUUCCAUUUUGAAAGAAAGCGUCGGGGUUGGGGUGGGGGGAGUUUCAGUCCUCGGAAUCUGCAGUCUUCGCAAAGCGCAGCACAAGCGCGGGCCUGGGACGGAGUAGCCCCCGGAGCCCGUGUCCUUUUCUAAACGCGUCUGUAUGCAAACAGUCAAUAAAACAAUCGAUUUGA